Messenger RNA from Seminavis robusta, 171 nucleotides. NCBI's taxonomy places the organism in Eukaryota, Bacillariophyta, Bacillariophyceae, Naviculales, Naviculaceae. The record is from the annotation of a GenBank genome assembly.
AUGAACAAGCUCACGUAUCUUCUCGUCCUCUUGGCGUUGUCUGUUCCUUUCUUGGAAGGAUACGAGUACCACCCGAGCUCUCAAGAAGAUUCUUCUCCUUCGGACAGCGAUGGCAACACGUUCUAUGGACGAUUCCUUCGUGGCGCUCAUCGUCGUCUGUGGGGUCCCAGU